AAGCUUUUUAAAUUUUCCUAGUAGUCUAUUUUAUUUUGCUUAAAGAGAAAUUAUUCCCGUUCCUUCUUGAACAAAAAAAAAAGCUUAAGACGCUCCCUUUGUAUUUUUAUGAUCUUAUCUUACGUGUGCUCUACGCGAAUUUUGCAACUUUCUUCCUCUUUCUCUCUCUCUCUCUCCCUGUCGCUACCUCGGUUGGGUUGAGUAAGUAAAUUUCAAAAAAUCUUCCAUGGAAAUGGGAGAGAGAAUCAAUUCGAGUUGUUAAGGUUUGCGAUAUUUUAGGCUUGUGUCGGUGUAGUUGAUCUCGAGGAUUACAAAAAAAAGGAUUUAGGGUUUUAGGGACUCGCUCUCGGAAGAUAGUUUUAUGUUGGAUCGUCUCUAUACUGGAGUGAAGGAAAAAUGCGAAAAUCGUUCAAGGAUUCACUUAAAGCUCUCGAAGCUGAUAUCCAGUUCGCCAACACCCUGGCAUCCGAGUAUCCAGAGGAGUAUGAUGGUGGCUGCGUGCAGAUGAGAUUGUCUUACAGCCCAGCGGCUCAUCUCUUUCUCUUCCUUCUUCAGUGGACAGAUUGUCAUUUCGCAGGCGCUUUGGGAUUGCUUAGGAUCCUUAUUUAUAAGGCAUAUGUUGAUGGGAAGACUACAAUGUCUCUACACGAACGCAAAGCUAGUAUCAAAGAAUUCUAUGAUGUGUUGUUUCCUUCGCUAUUGCAACUUCACGGAGGGAUAACCGAUGUAGAAGAAAGGAAACAAAAGGAGAUAUGCGACAAAAGAUACCUGAAGAAGGACAAGACAGAGAAAGGGAAGAUGUCAGAGAUCGAUUUGGAGAGGGAAGAAGAGUGUGGCAUUUGCUUGGAGGUUCGAAAUAAAGUUGUUCUUCCUACUUGCAAUCACUCCAUGUGUAUCAAUUGCUACAGAAACUGGCGCGCAAGGUCACAGUCGUGCCCGUUCUGUCGAGGCAGCUUGAAAAGAGUGAAUUCUGGUGAUCUAUGGCUUUACACUUCGAUCAAAGAGAUUGUGGAGCUACCGGCUAUUUACAAGGAGAAUCUGAAGAGGUUGUUAAUGUACAUUGACAAAUUGCCUCUCGUUGCUACGGACCCAACUCUUGUUCCUUACGCUCCUAUUCCUCGGUGAACAUCCUCCUCCUCGUAAGCUAUCUCCUUGUUCUGCCUGCACAUAGCAAUUUCUAUCAUUUCUUUUCAGUGCCCACUUUGUAGAUAAAAUUUAUGUCUUUCCGUUCCUUUUGCUUUAAAUUAGCUCUUUCAGUCACUGAUCUGGAUUUGUAUAUAACAAAACAAACCUCUGGUUAUUUGACAUUUAUUGAUCCUCAUUUUCCAAUAUAUGUAGUAUACAUUUGCCACU
Messenger RNA from Eutrema salsugineum, 1353 nucleotides. RefSeq lists its product as uncharacterized. The record is from RefSeq and is a predicted model, not a curated record. The transcript has 5 exons. Gene Ontology annotation, cellular component: cytosol. Gene Ontology annotation, molecular function: ubiquitin protein ligase activity. The coding region runs from base 397 to 1125 and encodes 242 amino acids. NCBI's taxonomy places the organism in Eukaryota, Viridiplantae, Streptophyta, Magnoliopsida, Brassicales, Brassicaceae. Gene Ontology annotation, biological process: protein ubiquitination.